Messenger RNA from Ochotona curzoniae (black-lipped pika), 3869 nucleotides. RefSeq names its product base methyltransferase of 25S rRNA 2 homolog (gene BMT2). The transcript is spliced from 5 exons. Bases 114 to 1331 code for a protein of 405 amino acids. The record is from RefSeq and is a predicted model, not a curated record. Lineage: Eukaryota; Metazoa; Chordata; Mammalia; Lagomorpha; Ochotonidae. Gene Ontology annotation, biological process: negative regulation of TORC1 signaling.
CCUUAGCCGCCUCCGGUGACUGCCUCGGCUGCUGCUGCCUUCUCCUUCCCCACCUCCUCCGUCAGGGAAGCGUCUGCGGGGGCCUGAGGGGCGGCGGCGGCGGUGGCGGCGAGAUGGAGCCGGGGGCCGGCGGCCGAGGCGCUGCUCGCGGGCAGGGGGCCGGGCCCCGGAGCCCUCCGCCGCCCCGGGAACAGGAACGGAAGCUGGAGCAGGAGAAGCUCUCGGGAGUGGUGAAGAGCGUCCACCGGCGGCUCCGCAAGAAGUACCGAGAAGUGGGAGAUUUUGAUAAGAUUUGGCGAGAACACUGUGAAGAUGAGGAGACACUUUGUGAAUAUGCUGUCGCGAUGAAAAAUCUGGCAGAUAAUCAUUGGGCAAAAACUUGUGAAGGUGAAGGUCGUAUUGAAUGGUGUUGUAGUGUAUGCAGAGAAUAUUUCCAAAAUGGUGGGAAGAGAAAAGCACUUGAAAAAGAUGAAAAAAGAGCUAUACUUGCUACUAAGACCACUCCAGCCUUAAAUACCCGUGAAUCUUCUAAACUUGAAGGUCAUUUAACCAACCUCAGCUUUACAAAUCCUGAAUUUAUAACUGAGUUGCUACAAGCCUCAGGAAAGAUUCGAUUACUUGAUGUUGGCAGCUGCUUUAACCCAUUUCUGAAAUUUGAAGAAUUUCUAACUGUUGGCAUAGACAUUGUGCCUGCGGUAGAGAGUGUUUAUAAAUGUGACUUCCUGAAUUUACAGCUUCAGCAACCACUCCAGCUUGCACAGGAUGCUAUAGAUGCUUUUUUGAAACAACUGAAGAACCCUAUUGAUUCUCUUCCUGGAGAACUUUUCCACGUAGUUGUUUUCUCUCUUCUUCUUUCAUAUUUUCCAUCACCUUAUCAGCGAUGGAUUUGCUGCAAGAAAGCCCAUGAACUGUUAGUUUUAAAUGGCUUAUUACUUAUCAUCACGCCUGAUUCCUCCCACCAGAACCGACAUGCUAUGAUGAUGAAAAGCUGGAAGAUUGCUAUAGAAUCUCUGGGUUUUAAACGCUUCAAGUAUUCAAAAUUUUCCCAUAUGCAUCUGAUGGCAUUUAGGAAAAUCUCCCUAAAAACCACAAGUGACUUGGUUAGUAGGAACUAUCCAGGGAUGUUGUACAUUCCUCAAGAUUUCAACAGUGUAGAAGAUGAGGAAUAUUCUAACCCUCCCAGCUAUGUCCGCUCAGAUAUAGAAGAUGAACAAUUAGCGUGUGGUUUCACAGAGCUCCCCGAUGCUCCGUAUGACUCAGAUUCAGGAGAAAGUCAAGCCAGCUCUGUUCCUUUCUAUGAGUUAGAGGAUCCCAUAUUACUUUUAAGUUAGUAUAAAAACAGAAGGCUUGUUCAGUCCAGACUCCUAAACUAAUUGCUUACACUAAUUGAAAAUACUAACAUGAACUCAGUACUUAAAACCUGGUUUGCAUAGAAGAAAUGCAAAGGUUUACACAGAGUUUGCUAUUUUUCUCUACUUCCGGAUUUUUAAAUUUAUUCUUAUAUGGAAAGCUUGAAGUUUCAUGCAGAGUGAUUCCUGUCAUAGCAAAAACCACUGUUACUUUAUAGCAGUUAGCACUAUUCUAGAAAGGUACCUUUUUAUUUUUUCCUCUUUAGUGCUGCUGUGAAAAGUGAAACAAGUUGCUAUCAGUUUUCCUUUUCGGCUUUUCCAUGUUGACUUUAAAGCAUUGCAGUGGGAAACUUGAGGAUCUGUAGAAAGCUCUAGAUUGCACUUUGACAACUCACAACUUAAAUGUGAUACAGACACAGAUCGGCUUAGUUCUUUUGUGAUGCACUUACCUUUUCCUAAAUUGUUACCGAUCACAGAAAGCCAUCUUGUGUUCUGUUUUGUCUGAUGAUCUGGUAUUUCUUGAAUUUUUUUUAAAUUGAUGAAUUUUUUUUAAUUCUAUUGAAAUCUCAUUUGAUAACAUCAGACAAUGGGGAAAAUAUUUCCCCCAAAAUGUAUAUCCGAUUUCAUUAGCACAAUAAACACCAUUGCCAAAGUAGUAUUUCCAUAACUCCCUUAUUGAUUUGAGCCUUGGUGUGAAAUAUAUUUAUCUAUAAAAGUUCACUUAUACCUUUUUAAACAUAGGUUUCAUUUACAAAAUUUUCUACUUAAGCAAGAAACUAUAUAGUACUCAAUACUGACCUGAAACACCUUCAUGAAAGGGUUUGCACUUGUUAAGAAUUUGUUCUGUCUCAACCAACUUUGAGAGGGUCCUCACCUUUCCAUUAUGGAGGUGCUGCACUACAAGUUUGAAAGUAUUUAGACAAUUUAAAAUUAACCGUUUGCUGGGAAUCUCAAAAUAAUUUCGACCUUUUUGUAUCCUUACUUUUGUCUAAACCCGAGCAGAAAAUUUUCUUUGAAUAUGUAAACCAUUCGUUGACUGUGGGAAUUUUCCCUUUCCACGUUGAUAAAUGCUGUGUUUCUGGAUCAGAAGCAAAUGAUUAAGGAGAAAUAUAUGUCCAAACAAGACGAGAGUAGUUUUAAUCCGUUAAGAACAUUUUGUCCACAUUGUCUUGUCAGCCAGCAAUUGUCAUGUCAACUCUCAUUUUUAAGAGUGCCACUGUGUGGAUUUUUUUUUUCAAGUGGUUGUUACAUUAAAAUUGCCUCAUACUGAGGUUUUUGCACUGAACUAUCACAGUUUCAGACUUCAUGGUUACUGUUGUGUGUAUGUGUGUGUGUGUUUUUAAAGGAGACCUGCGUUUUCAAUAGUUGAUCCUAAAUUUCAUACUCUGCACUUCUUUAUUCUGGUAAGGCUGAUGUUUUUGUGCUUUAUUGUGAAUUGCUGUAGUUUCAGUGUCAGAACUUUUAUUUAGAAAUAUAAAGCUUACUUUUCAAGAUAUAAAUGAGUAUUUACCUGAUAUUUCAAAUUAAAUUUCACAUGCUAAUUAAAAGUUUUGAAAUUGUUAACUAACCCAGAAAGAGUCAGUUGACUAAAUUCAACAAAUACUAGUUGUUCAAAUAAUCCACAAGUAACCUGCAGUUUUCAUUUACUUUCAACAGCAUAAGAUUUCUUAGACUUUUUUUUUCUUUCCAGUUAAGCACUGAAGGAUCAUGACUUUUAACUUUAAAAAGAAAAAAAAAAAUUAAAGAGCAGAGUGUUCACAAUAAAUAACUAUUUUGGUAGUACUUCUUACACUAGUUUCUCUUUUUUGGUGAGAUUUAAUCUUAAGAGCAAAAAAAAAAAGUGUACCAAAUGAAAUUGCUUUUGAAAGUAAAUGAAAACAGUGCUUUUGAAAGGCUUGAUUAAGUGUAUUCCUUGGAGUCAGUUGAUCUUUGUGUUACAGCUACAAUGUUGGUGCUAUAAAUCUGAUUGUUUACAGGUGUUCGUUCUGCUUAUGCUCCAAAGUGUGCAUGAUGUAUGUUAAGUAGUACUUCAAAGAAAAUUCUUUGUAAAACCUACCGCUUACUAUGAAUUUAUUUGAACCUAUAUCAUUUGUUACUGUAAAUUCAGCUCCUUCAAAUUAGGAUGUCACAGAACUUUAAAACAGUGCGUGUGUUCCACCAAUGCCAAUUCAGUGUGUAAGUGUUGAGAUGUAAGCAGUCAUGAUGGCAUGAUGCCGAAUCACAGUGUAGUGACAAGAGAAGCCUUCGGAAACUGUAUGGGUACUCUUAAAAAUGAUUUCAUUUGAAUGUAAAAAAGGGGCCUCCUGGCACAUUCACAACAGAUUCUUCAAAAUAAUUUGGCAUUUCAAAAACAAAUAAUCAUCCGGUUGGAUUCUUUGGGAUCACGACUCAGUUAUGUGGUUUUCCCGUGGUUGCCAAGUGGUGGAAGGUAGCAUUCCUGAAAAUGUAUGUUUGUGUUGUUGUAUUUUUUCACAUUUUGUGAACAAAGCACAUUUAUUAAAAAUUUUAAAUUUUCUAAUA